This is a messenger RNA of Syzygium oleosum, 1177 nucleotides long. RefSeq lists its product as uncharacterized. Lineage: Eukaryota; Viridiplantae; Streptophyta; Magnoliopsida; Myrtales; Myrtaceae. The record is from RefSeq and is a predicted model, not a curated record. The coding region runs from base 425 to 811 and encodes 128 amino acids. The transcript has 3 exons.
AUUGGAAACUGGAAUUUACUGGUGGUUACGGGAAUUCGGCAUUGCGGCUUUUAUGCAGUUUUAUGGCGGAGUAGGAUGUGAUAAUGAUCAAUGGUGAUGGAGCUCCAUGGUUAUGUCAUUUGUUAGGGGAGUGCAAUACAAAUUGCUAUGCAUUUUUGGAUAUGGAAUUGAUUGAAUGCUAUUACAGUUUGGGGAUCAGUGAUAAUGAAAGCUGAAUAUGCUAACAAGUGAUUAAUUAUCUCCUAGAUUCCGAGAAAGAUGGGAACCACACAGAUUGGAAAGAUCUACGUUCCGGGUAAAUUCAGUUGGACAGGUGGUCUUUUGUGGUAGCUCUACCCUUUCAUGAUUGAUUAUGGCUGCGCAGAACCAAUGGUUGUCGCGACGCUGGAAUUUCUGGCUAAACUGAAACUGCAAUCGGCUGAUCAUGUAUUCCCUAGAUUCUGGGAAAGAUGAGAACCAAAGUUUUGAGGAUCUAGAGUCUAGACCAAUGUGGUUAGACAGUGGAUUGAGGAGCCAACAAUUCUUAUCACCCGCUUUGAAUAUGCAAACCUUUCACACGGUUACUGAUUGGUACAAUGCAUACGUUUCCUCCAGGGUCACUGAAUUACCGUAUCGACCUCAUGUUAUCUUUGUAGACGGCCAUUGCACGGUGGUACCACAGAUUUUAGAUAAAGUGGAAAUUGGAUCUAUAUGUGGCAUCAUGCUCGGCAUGACUAAACAGGGUUUGGCUGUAACAACAUGGAGUAGCCUGAAACACAGAAAAUCAGCUUCAGUACAAGUGGAAAGAACCUUUGUUGUUCUCUUUGUUUAAGAAUUGCAGCAGGAUGAGAGUAAAGGAUUUUAGACACUUGUUUCUUUCAAUAAUUAGUUUUUGUUAGAGGAUAUAGAUUGAUCAAAGUUACCAGAAUUAUCUUCAGUCAAAUAUCUGUAAUAGCCUUUUGAGUUUAGAGAGAAUAAUUAGUUAUCAAGGAAACUCCAUCUUUCUUACCGUCUUUAUUCUUUCAUGGUAAAUGUGACAUUUGUAUCCUCUUAUGAGGAGUAUGCUUGAUAUGCAUUUUGUGCAAGUUCAUUGAUAGUUUGAACUUCUGGCAAAUGAGUGUUUAACAUGGUCUAAUUGCUCCACUCAUGAUUUCAUAUUGUAUCCCUCUUUGUUUGGUCAGUGUGCUCCUAUUUUGAA